AUGACCAAGGGGCUAGCCUACCUGCACUCCAAGGCUGUGGGAGUGGAUGGUGACUUCCUGCCGCUGCGAGUGCGAGUGAAGGUGGCGAUAGGGGUGGCCAAGGGGCUGGCCUACCUGCACUCCAAGUCGGUGGUUCACGGCAACCUCAUGUGCUGCAAUGUGAUGCUGGAUUCAAGCUACACAGCGCUGCUGACGGGCUAUGGGCUGGCGGCAAUACUGGCCAAAGGAUCAUCAAAGAAGAUACUUAAGGGAGCGGAGGGCAUGGGGAAGGACGCGUUUGACUUUGGCGUGGUGCUCUUUUCUCUCCUCACAGGCCGGCAGGGAGCACACAGCACAGCGCAGCAGCACGGCGCCGAGGCCCUCUUUGACUGGGCCGAGCCCUACACUGACGACCUUGCUCGCAGCGCCGAGUGUGGCAGUGCCACGAGGCGCAUGGUGGUGCGCAUGCUUGAUGUGCUGGCUAAGGAAUGCAUGCAGGAUGAUCCCAGGCGCAGUAAGGGGUGGUACCGACAGACAGCGGUGGUCAGCUGCGGUGGAGAGUGGUGCAGUGCGGUGAAGCGCAUGGUGAAGGGCAUGGUGAAGAGCAUGGUGAAGAGCAUGGUGGUGCGUAUGCUUGAUGUGUUGGCUAAGGAAUGCAUGCAGGAUGAUCCCAGGUGUCGGCCCAGUAUGGAGGAUCUGGUGGUGAGGCUGUUCCGGCUGCAAGAUUCCCUGCGGGUGGGAAGGAAGCACCGGUGGGACUUCUGA
This is a messenger RNA of Closterium sp. NIES-65, 744 nucleotides long. The record is from the annotation of a GenBank genome assembly. Lineage: Eukaryota; Viridiplantae; Streptophyta; Zygnematophyceae; Desmidiales; Closteriaceae.